This is a messenger RNA of Gasterosteus aculeatus aculeatus (three-spined stickleback), 1850 nucleotides long. NCBI's taxonomy places the organism in Eukaryota, Metazoa, Chordata, Actinopteri, Perciformes, Gasterosteidae. The record is from RefSeq and is a predicted model, not a curated record.
CAGCAAAACAAGUCCGACCAGCGAGUUGGAGAAUGAAUGAAGAGCCAAAGUCAGACAGCAGCGUUUGUUGAGCAGCCAACAAGCGACACGGGCUGGUGCAGGACUACGGGUCCCUCUUGGCCGGUCCGGUCCGGUCCGGGGUCCUGGUGCCAUGCACGCGGAGUUUCGCGCGCCGCGGAGGCGCACACGCGUGCACGAAGAGUACGUGGCUCCGCUGCCUGUGAGCCGCAGUCCGGCGGAGAGGAGCCACUUCCGGGCGGAGCUCAUCAACCAACAUGUGCUGGUCCGUCAUCCGGACCACAUCCAGAACAUCUAUAACCAGGGUUACUUUGGUAAAGGGGUCUUGUCCAGAGCGAGACCAGACCACAGCAUCUCUGACCAAUGGGAAGAACACGAAGGUUUGUUUCUUCCCGUCAUCUCACGUUCCAGAUACAAAGAGCUCCUCAGGUGGGCGGCUUCCGCACUCUCUGCUCAGGGAUUGGAUGAAGACGCUGUCAAUCAAACCCUGCUCAGCCUCUCUCGGCCAGUAGAGAUGGAGGAUGUGAGGAGGGAGAUGAGCCAAGGCCCAAAUGGGGGAGCCUUUGCCCGCAGAAAGAGGUUGGGGUCAGGGGUCGAUCCUAAGGCCAAGAGAAGCUGCAGGUUGGACCGGCAAAACCAUAACUCUGACCCCGGCUCAGACCAGGACCAGGACCCUGACCCUGAUCCUGAUCCCAGCUCCAACCAGGACCUGGACCCUGAUCCUGAUCUCAGCUCGGACAAGAACUUAGACCCUAUCCCAGAUCUUGACUCAGACCAGGACCUUAACCCUGAUCCUGAUGUCAGCUCAGACCAGGAACUAGACCCUGACCUUAACUCUGACUCAGACUCGGAUGCUGAUCCCUUGGUCCCCGGCCCUGGUUUUGUCCUAGUGGUCUCUGACAGUGAGAUGUGUGGGGGGGCGAGGGAGGUCCAGCGGACUCCUUUCUCUCUCACUGAAUACCUGCAACUCAGCCUGGAGGAGGCAUUCUUCCUGGUCUACUGUCUGGGCUGUCUGUCUGUCUACCUGAAGCAGGAGCCCCUGUCAAUCAUCCAGCUGUGGAGAAGGUUCCGCUCCCUGCGGCCGGACUUUGUCAGUUCUUUUGCAGCCUACCAGCACUGUCGGAGCAGGGGGUGGGUCCCUAAAGUAGGGGGCGGAGCCAAGUACGGCGUCGACCUCAUGUUGUAUAGGAAAGGACCACCUUUCUACCACGCCAGUUAUUCGGUUGUAAUUGAGCGAGCUGAUGAUACAUUCAAGGGCUCGACAUUGCGUCCAUUUUCGUGGCGUUCUCUCGCGGCUCUCAGCAGGAUCACCUCCAACGUCUCCAAGGAGCUGAUGUUGUGUUACAUCAUCUAUCCAGCCAACCUGUCAGAAGCCGAGCUGGACUCACCUGUCUGCCUGGCAAGACUGAAGGUUCAGGAAGUAAUCGUCAGCAGGUGGGUUUCCUCCAAAGAGCGAGCGGAGCAGGACGACAUGUGAUUGGCUGACAGGAGUCUUUAUGACGUCACCGUGUGAUGUCCCAAAGAGACUGCCAGAAGAUAUUUCUUUUUAUGUCAUUAAGGAGUCAGAUAACAGGAGGUCAGAGUGUCCCUGAACGCAGCAUGGUGCAGGUGCAUUUUGUGUUACUUGAACAAUAAAAAAAUGAUUCAAAGAGCUGCAUAAAUGUUUUGUCUCUGGUGUUCCCGAGGGUUAAUCUACUUCUUUCUUCUCUGUUAAUGAGGUGAAGAUGUUUGUGCCACCUGAAAAAAUAAAAGAAUGUGAUUAUUAUAGAAACUGGAACUCGGUUAUGGAAUCAUCUUAUUGCCACUCAAUAAAAACAAUAAUGAUACCGCAA